Theileria annulata is the source of this 4800-nucleotide messenger RNA. RefSeq lists its product as uncharacterized. The record is from RefSeq and is a predicted model, not a curated record. NCBI's taxonomy places the organism in Eukaryota, Apicomplexa, Aconoidasida, Piroplasmida, Theileriidae. The transcript has 8 exons. Bases 1 to 4800 code for a protein of 1599 amino acids.
AUGAAAAAAUUUCGUUCUCCAAAAAUUCCAGCCCUUUUACUAAUUUUAUUACUCUUUAACCCCGCUAACAUUAUUACUAAGAGCAUAAAAUUGGUAAAUGGCCUGCCCAUAAAUGAUAAUCUACUCAAUAUCCUGCAAAAUGUAGAUCAAGAAUCCAAUCUUUCUAAUAAUACAAAAAAGAUCGACUUCAAGUUGUUUAUAAAUCCAGUGGGUACUGAUGGGAACGAGUUAACUCAUUAUUUAAAGUUGAAAUCAGCUCUUUGGCUAACGAAUGACGAAUUCACGAGUUUGAAGAAUUACUUAGGGGACAGUGAUCUGUCAAACGCCCUUAAGAUUUUAAGGCGGAAGUUUCAUCGUCGCUACGAAUCCCAAAAUUUGGCCAAAGAUUCUCUCAAAUAUCAAUUACUCUCAGCUUUAGCUUUCAGUUCAUUACAGGGUAAGAUUAAUGUACUCAAAAAUGGAUUAAACGAACAAAAGCCUGAGUUAUUAUUGCUAGUUUCAGGCUAUGUGAGUGAUCACAGAAGUGCUCUUGACUGGAAACCCUUGGAACUUGAUGAUUCUGAGUUUUCCUUCAAGGUUGAUACUGGCAAUAGGCCUACAACAGAUCAAACACCCGUCACGGUCACCUCAGAAUACGACUCAUCCGAAUAUCAACGACUUAUUUUUGAUUCAAUCAAACUUCUCGAUGGUAGCAACACUUCUACGGCUCCCGAUGAAUCUGAACAAAAAUCCACUAAACCUGAAGAGUCUACAGAAACCCAAGACUCCAAACAAUUAUCUGCUCAACAAGAAACUACUCCUACUGAAGACUCCAAACCUACAAUACCUGAAGAAACUGAAGACUCUAAACAAGAAUCUACUAAACAGGAAGAAUCUACUCCUAAAGUGACUGAAGAGCCUACAGUACCCGAGAAAUCUGAACAACCAGCAGAGCCUACUAAACAGGAAGAAUCUACUCCUAAAGUGACUGAAGAGCCUACAGUUCCUGAAAAAUCUGAACAACAACCCGCAGAACCUACAGUACCUGGGGAAUCUACUCCUACUCCUAUUGAACAGCCUAAUAAACAAGAAGAAACUAAUAAACAACCUGAAGAGUCUACCACUAUGGAGUCAACUUCUGUUAAUUCAGUAACUCCAAGUUCAACUCCUGAUACGCCUGAACAAACUGAAGAAUCCAAACAAGAAACUACUCAACAACCUGAAGAAGCAGCACAGCAACCUGAACCUACAGUACCUGGGGAAUCUACUGUACCUGACCUAUCUAAAGAAGAAUCUUCAGUUGAAAAAGAUCAAAGUGUCACAAAUAGCGAUAAUACUAGUAAAGUAAAGGAUAGUGAAGUAGUAGAUAAAGAAAAUCCAGCACUAACCGAAAAAACUAAAUCAUUACAAGAUCAAAAUCCUCCAGACAAAACUGAUAACACUCCCAACAGUGUGAAUAACUCUUCAGAAAAUAUUGAAAAUUCGGACAAUAGUAAAGAACUAUCCGAUAAUGAAAAAACUUUGAAAAAGGGUCCACCAAAUUCUCCUGCGGAUUCCACCGCUGCUAAUACUGACGUUAGCAGUGACGAGAUGACUGACAAACUGACCAACGUAGUUAAGAAAGACGGAACGAAUUUAAAGACUACUUUUACUCUGGGAAGUGAUGAUGCCAGCGCCACAAAGUUCCAUAAAUCUAAAAAUGCAUCGUCUGAAUCAGGAGAUGAAUCUACGAGUGAGACUGCAUCUGAAUCCGAGGGUGGAGAAAAGUCUAAUGAGGACUUAUUGACUGAACUUCAGAAGACCCAUCCCCCCUAUAACGAGACUGAACUUAUGAAUAUUUUGCAAAAAGUCGACACUGAGGAUGUGAACCCUUCUUUCAAGUCUCCACUAACAAUCACUCUUAAAAUUGAUUUCUUCUCCAGCGACAAAAGGAUACAUGUUCCUGUGGUAACAUCUGCUUCCCUUUUGCUCCCAGAGACACUGUUCACAAUGUGUUUGCGUGAUGAGCUGACUCAACAGUGUGCUUUUGAGCUGAAGGACCGCCUAAUGGCUCGUUUUGAGGAUGAAAAAUCCCAGGCAUUUAAAUGGGCACACCUCGUGUCACUUCUCCAAGCACUAUCUCUACAAGGAGACGUAUUCAUUGAGAAUUACAACAUGGUUAGUGGAUCAGAGAGUCAAAUUACUAUCUCAAAACGUGAGAUGAUUAUGCCAAUGAAGUCGUUGGCGUUUUUAAAUCAACUUGAGGGUGAGGCCUCCAGCACCAACCAAGAGGCCAAGAUAUCCUUUAAACUCCACAAAGGGGUUCUUAAUAUACCAGUUGGAAUAUCACCCACCGACAUAGGCCAAAACUACGGUGUUCACGCACAACUCACCAGGUUUCUCGAACUCUACGGAGACUUUGAAAUCACACACUCACUAUUUGACCUCCCAACCCAGAAGAGGAACAAACAAGAAAAAUCGGGCAAAACUGGUACCUCCCGUACUGGAAAAGAAGAACCAAGUAAAGUAUACACAAUGGAUGAGUUAUUAUCGAUGAACAUUGAAACGAAGGAUUUAAAUAAUAACAUACACUACAUACUUUCAGAAAGUGAUAUUAUUAGAUAUGAGAGGGCCUUAUUUUCAGUGCCUAAGAGAUUAAGUGGUUAUAAAUUGGUUUGGGAAACAGUGGACAAGCAUCCAGAACUCCAAAGGCUCUGGAUUGAGGCAUUGACCUUGAUGAAGCUGAUGGACAAGAGUGAUAACCUGAAGAAUUUUUUGAACAACCACACUUUUAAGUACCAGGAACUAAAGGACCUAUUUGAGAUAACCUACGGUAUCAUUGCUGCGGACAACUUUGACGAGGCUCGUGAUUUUUAUGAAACUGUAGGUAUAACUCAGAAGGACGUUGACAUGAACUUGGGACGGGUUAGGAGUCUGUUCUUCGCCAAAACCGGAACCAACGUCACUCGACUACCUCCAACUCUUAAGCCCAUGCAUCCCAACUGUCUCAUUAAUAAUAUGAUAACUUCAUUAUCAUCAUAUGAUCUGAUCGAGAGAUUACAGGUGAUGUAUGUUCAAUGGAUUAACCGUUACAAAAAUUCCACGGAUGAUAUAAACUACGAUUUGGCGUUUCUCUGUGCCGGUUCCUCCGUGUUAUUACAGCAUUGGCACUACUUUCAGCUUGACCAGCGGUUCCAUGAUCAACCAGUUCCCUUUAUAACCCUGAUAACAUCAUUUUCCCGUUUGGCUCAAGGCAAAUACAAAAAUCCUGAACGAAAGCAGGAGAUUAAGGACCUGAUCAACUCGAAAGUGGCAAAACAGUGCCGCAAGUACAUUAACGCAGCUGGCAUCCUAGCAACUUCGCCGUACAAGACCGCCACAAUAAACAUGCAACCUAAGUCUCUUCUCGGAGCUAUUGGGAAUGCGUUGAGUGUGUCAAUGGACGCACCCGCUCUAGAGGUUGCCUAUGCCAUGAAGGAUUACUUCAAAGCUGAACUCUCCAAAGGCAAGUUCGGCAACUCUCUUGGCAUUUGUCUUGGUCUACAGCUUCUCUACCGUCUUAAUGGCUGCCUAUCUAUAGAGCGCUCAAACGACUUCUCACUCUAUUCGCACAACUUGUUAACCAUGGACACGAGGGACAUAUUGGAGAAAUAUACUCAAAUCGACUCCAAUACUAAGAACAUUAACAAGUACCACCAAUACCUAAAGUUUGGAUGUGACCCCGACAACGUUACGGUACACGAAGCGUUGUCAAAGCUCAUGUCCCUGGUGUCAACCCAAUCGCACUUAGACCUAAUGGACGAGCUUGUCCGCCGGGAGAUGCUCUCUCCUGACUUCACGCCUGAGGGUUAUCUGGCCGAGCCUCCAGAGGGUUCAGCUAAAUCUGACGUGGUUGAUCUCGAGGACGACACCACCACUCUUCUCGAGGCCUUUGACUCCACCAACGCAAGGUCACUUCUCGAAAUCGCCAAUGAUAUUGAAGAGGGAUCUGAUGAUUCCGACUUCCAAGAAGCUUCAGAAUCCUUUAUUCAACUAGAUCCCUCAUAUACCAAUAAUCCCUAUACCACAGAAGGUUAUGUAUAUAACGUUAGUAAUAUUGGAAUUCCAAAUUUCAAGGAAAUGGACAACUUAUACCAACAACUGCUAAACACUAAUUUACACGGGUUUACAAGUUUAAAUAAGGGGUUCAAUACUAUUAACAAACUUUUUAAUAGCACUGAUUCCUCGGGAAACCAUCCCAAGUCUCAUAAUCAAAGUUCUCACACUAAAUCUGGAGAUAAAACAUUUGGCGGUAUAAUGUUUGAUAUAAGAAUGGAAAGAUUAGAUUCUAGAGAUGAUUUAAUAGCUUUGGACGUACCAUUUACGUUCCAUGAAAAGGAGCUCGAUUUUAUCGAGUCACUGGAAUCGAAAUCGCUUCUCAAACUCCUCAUGUACAGGAUGAAAAAAAGGGUUGAAUCACUAACAAACUUAUACUCUUCGCACGAAAAGCCUAACGGUUCUGGUGUCUUGUUUUUGGAUGAGUUAGUAGCAAAGGCGAAUGUGGACAUAAGUACUUAUGAAAGUUUAUUGCACAUAUUCGAAUUAAUGCCUGAAGACGGCUAUUACUUUGAGUAUGAAGGUCUGGUCAUACCAGACGACAGAGUUGGUAAAUUGACUGCAAAACACAUUUACAAAUCCUUAAAACAUAGUAAUAAGGCCAACGAUAAGAAUAUUCCCCCUAGCAGUUUGGUUUUACAGGUUAUCGACCCAGUGGAUGACCGAGGCAUAAAGGAGUUAACGAUGCCAAAGGAACACAUUAAGAAGCAUGACGAGCUAUUUUACCAGAAAAUGACCGAACUUUAA